UUUCUAUUUUUCUAAAUUUCUUAUUAUAGUUUUAUUUUAAGUUUUCUAACAUUUCAAAAAUGGUUUUAUUUUUAAUCUAAAAAUGUAAAAUUUCUUCAGUAAUUAUAAUUUUAUUUACAUAUUUUAGAUAACAUUAUACAGAAGGCACUGUAUAGUAAUUAAUUUGUGUAUAAGAUAUGCAUGCAUUUUUUUAUUAUAUUGUUGUUGUUAUUAAUAUAUGUAUAUUUCUUUACAUUUUAUAUACUAUAUUAAUACGUUUUUUUAACUAUUGUAUAUUAUUCUUGUGUUUGGUAGAUUAUACUUCCUUUAUUGACUUAGUUUUAUUAUGAUUCCCAUUUCCAAUUUAUUCAACAUUAAUUCUUAUCAAUAAAGAAUAUGUGUGUACAAAGGGGAAUGCAUAGAUUAUACUUCGUGAAAUGAUAAACAUUAUAUAUUAUAUUUUAAUUUAUAAUAAGAAAGUAAUAAAAUAGUCAAUUUAAAUGCUCAUGCCAAUUUAAUUAAUUAUGUGAAAAGUGAAUAAAAUGUCUGGAUAUAUCCCAUGACAUAAUAUAUUCUGAAUUUUAUAUGUAUUAUCCUUUCCUUUUAAUUUACUUAUAAUAGUAAAAAUCUACAAAGGAAAAGUAUGUUUUUGCUGAUUGGACAUAGUUAUUUCAACUAUUUUAUUUACAUUUAUUUUUUAGGAUUAUUUGUGUAAUAAAUUAUUUUUUAUGUAAUUUAUAAUAUAAAAACAUGUAGUAUUAUUGAAUUAUUAUAAUUAUAUGUUACAAGAAAUAAAAUAAAUUUUUUUCUAUACUUUAUUCAAAAGUAUUCAGAAUUGCUUAAUUUUAUAAGGACAUUAAAAGAAUUGAUAAUAUUUUGUUUAAAUACUGUCUGGAUACAAUGCAAUCGUAAUAUUAAGCACAUUUAAAAAAUUUUUUUGUAUUAUGUUUCAUAAUACCCAUUCCUACACUAUUUUAUGUACACAUUAAUGCUUACAAUGAAAUAAACACCUUUAGGAACAUAUGUUUCAUUAAUAAAUUAAUUAACAAAUCUUUCUUUUAUUUUUAAAUUCGGCAAAAAUUUUAUAUUCGUUACAAAAAAAGACUCUCAGAUUUAAUUAAAGAUAUACAUCUUUCUUUAACUUUGUAGGUAUACCAAAUGUAUUUAUAUAAUAUACGAGUAUAAAUAUGAAUAUACCAAAAUAUUUGUGAUUUCUUUAUAUUUAUAAUAUUCACACUUCCAAUAAAUCUGGAAAAAUAAUUUAAUGUCAAUAUUAAACAGGAUUCCUUUGUAGAUAUGCUUUCAUUACAACAUCUGUUUGAAGAUUGGCUAUGUCUAUAUACUCCGUAUUCUUGCAUCCAACCAUGGGACAUCUACACAAAAUUUUUUAAUUUGUACAAAGCUCAAAAUAGAUGUGUGUGUGUGUGUGUAAACAAAGUAUGAAAAGAUUCAUUUUUUCUACCACUUCUAAACCAUUAAAUCCUUCAUUGUUAUAUUUUGUAUGCAGUACUUGCCUUGUUUUCCUAUUUACUUUUAACAAAGCCAUGAUAGUUUCACGAUCAUAAGUAUGUCCACAUAUAAUAUUUUUCAUUGGAUCCUUUAUCCUCAUUUUUGAAAUAGGAUCUAUUAUAUUUAUGGAACCUGACAAUUGUAAUUCUUCAUCAUUGUUGCUUUUUUCAGAAUCCUGAUUUUUGUUUAUAUCUGCUCACGGUAAAACCAUAAAAUAUUAAAAAUAAUGUUUAUAAUGUCAUUUCUUUGUUUUACAUUAUUUGCUUACCGCUCAAUAAUGCUUCCAAUUGUCUAUCAAAUUCCAAUAGUCUUUCAUUCGUGGAUACAUUAAUAUUCAUUUUAGAUAUAGCUUUCUCAUAAUCCUAGUAUUAUACAAAAUAAUUUUUCAACUGUAUUAUAUACUUUAAAUUUAAUAUAUAAUAUUUUACCUUGAUAAUUUUCUGUAUACUUUUCUCUGUAAUUUUACUAUCAUUAUACUGAUUUAAGAUAUCUUCCUUUAUUUCUUGAAUCAUACUUAAUUUAAUAUCUAUUUCACAGUUCUUUUGUACCACAUCUUUCAAAUCAUCAAUUAUCUUCUCUCUAUCUUCUGCAAAUUUUUAACCUAUAUAUACUAAUAAAUUAUAUAAAUUAAGACAAAGCUUAAAAAAAUAUAAUAACUUACGAAAAUAUAAAACUAUAUUUGUAGCAGUUUUUAUAUAACACUCGUACAAUUCUUCUGCUACUUCUUUCGAUUGAGUCAUUUUCUUUAUUACAAUUCUAUGACAUAUUUUUUUAAUUCAGAUAGAAAUAGAAAUAUGUAAACAUGAUUAAAAGUUUACUUUUGCGCCAUCUAGACUUCAUAAUGAAAGGGAGGGGGUAUCCUCGCCAAAGAAUUACUAUGCUGCAAGACGAUAUUUAUGUUCAUUUGGUAGAUGUAUUUAUGGCGCGAAAUACUGUGGAAAAUGAGUAAAAAAUUGAAAUUAACAGCUUUGUCGACGUCGAGAUCUUUGAGAUCUAGUCAACGAAUUAAUGAUGUAGCGUUUUCAAAAGAAUCCCCUUAUUUUGAUCAGAAAAAUGAUCAUACGUCUAUGGUAGAUCAUGUCAAAAACAAUAACUCAAUGGAAAUUCAAAAUAAAACUGAUGAUGAAAUUGUGUCGGAAGCGAUUAAUGAAUCUAAAAAAUCAAAGAGCAGAAGAGUUACCAAGAAACGAAGUGUACCGCUAAAAAUAGAAUAUGAAGAAUUAAAUGAAAUUGAACGAAAGGGUGAAAGUGAUAAAGAAUUUCUUAUGCCAAAAAUAAAUAAAGAAAAGGAUGAAAAACUUGAAAAAGUAGAAAAUACAUCUGGUUGGAUACCAUCCAAUUGGAAACGUAUGUUAGAAAAUAUACAAGAAAUGCGAAAAUAUAAAACUGCACCAGUAGAUGAGAUGGGCUGUCAUAAAUGUCCGGAUCCAAAUGCUACUGAUUCAAUUUUUAGAUAUCAAUGUUUGUUAGCAUUGAUGUUAAGCAGUCAAACUAAAGAUCAAAUAACACAUGCAGCUAUGAAACGUUUAAUUUCUUAUGGUUGUAUACCAAGUAUUAUAAUAGCUACACCUAAUGAUGUCCUUGUAAAACUUAUACAACCAGUUGGAUUUGCAAACAGAAAAGCUGAAUACAUCAAAAGAACUUCUGUUAUUUUAAUGGAUAAAUAUAACGGUGAUAUUCCAAAGACUAUAAAAGAAUUGUGCGAGUUACCUGGAGUAGGACCAAAGAUGGCACACAUUUGUAUGCAAAUAGCAUGGGGAGAAAUAAGUGGUAUCGGUGUAGAUACACAUGUACAUCGUAUUUGUAAUAGACUUAAUUGGGUAAAAAAACCAACAAAAACACCGGAAGAAACUAGAAAAGAACUAGAAGAAUGGUUGCCUAAAGAUCUUUGGAAUGAAAUAAAUCAUCUCCUUGUUGGGUUUGGACAAGAGAUUUGUUUACCUCGUUUUCCUAAGUGUAAAGAAUGUCUUAAUAAAGAUAUCUGCCCUUCUGUUGGAAAAAAAUAAAGUAGAAGUAAAUUAAAAGUA
Messenger RNA from Vespa velutina, 3515 nucleotides. It is a transcript of the gene Nthl1, whose product is annotated as endonuclease III-like protein 1. The coding region runs from base 2400 to 3494 and encodes 364 amino acids. The transcript has 2 exons. Gene Ontology annotation, molecular function: DNA-(apurinic or apyrimidinic site) endonuclease activity; oxidized pyrimidine nucleobase lesion DNA N-glycosylase activity; DNA binding. Gene Ontology annotation, biological process: base-excision repair; base-excision repair, AP site formation; nucleotide-excision repair. NCBI's taxonomy places the organism in Eukaryota, Metazoa, Arthropoda, Insecta, Hymenoptera, Vespidae. Gene Ontology annotation, cellular component: nucleus. The record is from RefSeq and is a predicted model, not a curated record.